Molecule: messenger RNA, 4157 nt
Organism: Hemicordylus capensis (graceful crag lizard)
Lineage: Eukaryota; Metazoa; Chordata; Lepidosauria; Squamata; Cordylidae
Gene: COCH
Product: cochlin
Exons: 12
Coding region: 439-2079 (546 amino acids)
Source: RefSeq, a predicted model, not a curated record
UUGCUGCUGGGGUCUUCCCGCCGCCGACACAACAGCAGCUGCCGCCUCCUCAGAGGCCAGGGUUGCCAAGGGCGCUGGCCCGCCCGCCUGGUGCUCCUUCGAGCCCUUGCUGCCCCCUCCCCUGAGGGUCAGCCGUCUUCCCAGGCCACCCAGGCAGCCGCUGCCUGCCCAAUGCUCAUGCGCCUGGGCAGGGUUUAAAGCUCGGGCGCAUGGUACGUCGUGCGCGCAGCGUUGGUUCAGGCAGACACUCCAGCGGGUUGCGCCUCGGUCUUUUCCAGCCGCAGCAGCUCCGCUGCCUUCAUUCACUUCCUCAGGAACCCCUAUAAGAGGUGCCUGCCCUCCUCCGCCUUCCCUGGAGCUGCUGCUCAGUUUUUGCCUCGCGGACGGUCUGGUAGCAGGUUGGAGUCCUCGCCCCAACACCUAUCUGGUGCAGCAGCCAUGGCUUCUGUCCUGCUCCUCCUAGGUAUCUUCUUUCUUACCAGUCCUGCCAAGGGCAGUGAGAAGUCAGCCCCCACAGCCAUUACAUGCUUUACAAGAGGACUUGAUCUCAGAAAGGAUAAAGCAGAUGUACUCUGCCCCGCAGACUGCCCUAGAUGGCAGUUCUAUGUCAUUGGAAAUGUUGUGUAUGCCUCCCUUUCCAGCAUCUGUGGAGCUGCCAUUCACAGGGGUGUGAUCACCAGUUCAGGAGGACCUGUAAGAGUCCAGAUGUUACCAGGGCAAGAGAAUUACUCUGCAACUUAUGCCAAUGGAAUCCAAUCCCAAGUGCUCUCUAGAUGGUCAUCCUCUUUCUCAGUAUCCAGAGCCACGAUUGGAGCACUUGAAGCAGCUGCACGGCCAGUUUCAACAGCACGCCCAUCCAUGGGUAAGCGACCUAAGAAAACUGUUGAAAAAAAGUCUGGGAACAAAGACUGUAAAGCGGAUAUUGCUUUUCUGAUUGAUGGAAGCUACAAUAUUGGGCAGCGUAGAUUUAAUUUGCAGAAGAACUUUGUUGGGAAAGUAGCGGUGAUGCUGGGAAUUGGAUCUGAAGGACCACAUGUGGGAGUUGUACAAGCCAGUGAGCAUCCCAAAAAUGAAUUUUAUCUGACUAACUUCACUACAGCAAAGGAUGUUUUAUUUGCCAUAAAAGAGAUAGGCUUCAGAGGAGGCAAUUCCAAUACAGGAAAAGCUUUGAAACACACAGCACAAAGAUUCUUUUCUGCAGAAAAUGGGGUGCGCAAAGGCAUUCCUAAAAUCGUUGUAGUUUUCAUAGACGGCUGGCCAUCAGACAAUAUUGAAGAAGCUGGUAUAGUGGCCAGAGAAUUUGGCAUUAAUGUGUUCAUUGUGUCAGUUGCGAAGCCCACAACUGAAGAACUUGGGAUGGUUCAAGAUGUUGGCUUUAUUGAGAAGGCUGUUUGUAGAAAUAAUGGCUUCUUCUCCUACAACAUACCCUCCUGGUUUGGUACUACAAAAUAUGUCAAACCUCUUGUUCAAAAACUGUGUGCCCAUGAACAAAUGCUGUGCAGCAAGACUUGCUACAACUCAGUCAACAUAGCUUUCCUGAUAGAUGGUUCUAGCAGUGUUGGAGACAGCAACUUCCGUCUCAUGCUUGAAUUUAUUGGCAAUGUUGCCAGAUCAUUUGAAAUCACAGAUAUUGGGGCCAAGAUAGCAGUAGUGCAGUUUACCUAUGAUCAGCGCACUGAGUUCAGCUUUACAGACUACAUCACAAAAGAGAAGGUUCUGACAGCUCUUCGAGGAAUCCGCUACAUGAGUGGUGGUACUGCUACUGGAGAUGCCAUUACUUAUAUAACCAGAAAUGUGUUUGGACCUGUGAGAGAUGGAGCCAACAAAAAUUUCCUGGUGAUUUUGACUGAUGGCCAGUCUUAUGAUGAUGUCAGAGGACCAGCAGCUGCUGCUCAUAAAGCAGGUAUAACCACCUUUUCUAUUGGCAUUGCUUGGGCCCCACUGGAUGAUUUAAAAGAUAUGGCAUCUGAACCAAGGGAGACGCACACCUUCUUCACAAGAGAGUUUACAGGACUAGAGCAGAUUGUUCCGGAUGUUGUUAGAGCCAUUUGCCGAGAUUUCUUGGACUCUAAACAGUGAAUGGAAGUCUGCAGGAGAUGACUUUAAAUCACAUCAGGAAAGCCAAGACGGUCUCUCUAGGGUACAGAUGUUCUGUUAUUCUAGCACACAAAGUUGCAAGGAUUUGGGUUCACUUACAAAGGGCUACUAUUCUGCUUUCUGUAGGCAAAGCUUCUACUGAAGUCAGUACAAGUUUUGCUUGAAUAAAUAGCAAGUACAGAAUUUAGCCGAAAGCUACCAUUGUAUAUUUAAUAUUCCUCAGUUAAAGUUUAAAGUGAUGCAGAUCUUAAAGUUUCUUGAUAUCCAUUUUAUGUAUAUAGAGAAAAUAUAUGCAGCUCCUGGCAUUAAUUGCUGUUACUUACUAUAUGUCUCCUCCCAAAUUAAAAUCAAUAUAUCUCAAAUACAUGCAUUCUAUCCAGUGCAAAAAUAACAAAAAACCUUAUUCUAGAAUGCUGUCAGCAGUGACAUGGAGAAUAUUAAGUGAGUUAUGAAACACAUUUCCAAUGUGUUACUUAAAAUGCUUUUGGAAAGUUCUAUACAACCUGAUCUUCAGUCAACCUACAUAUUUAGAUUGGGGAGUUGGGAGUGGGGCGGAAGACUGAAGUAAAAUACUCCAAAACAUGAACAUAAGUUGCCUACCUACCUGGCUAACCUCUUUUGCACCAAAGAACCCACCAAUUUAAGUUUGGAUUUAAAAAAAACCAAAAUCUUAGUCAUGCUAAGCUCUGACUAGUACUGUUUGUAGAGUCUUCUAAAAAAUCCUGCAACAUAGACUUGUACACAAUGAGACAUUUGUUUCAAACUUUUAACUCUUAGGAAAAAACAUUUAGAUGUUUUAAUAGAAAAGGUGCUGUUAAGAAUGGGUUAGAUUUUGUGGAAUGGAUCUUUCUUCUAUCCUACUAGGACCUUUCCCCCUAGUUCUGUGAGAAGAACUAUCUGUUCACACAGGACACUGCUGGAUCUGACCCAAUGUUCAGUUUUGGCAGUGAAAAGACUACGUACUCUUGCAUAUGUAGUAUAUUUAAUGACCAGCAUUUACAAUGACUGUGCCCAUGCAUAACACACUAAACAUAAAAUAUGUGUAACUAAAUUGCACUUGUCAGCUGCACAUCCACUUGUAUCCAAUGUUGAACAGAACUUGCCUUGUUAUAUCAACAAAGUCUUGGUUGUGAAUCAAGCUCCCCAGUGGACUUCUCUAGCAAGGUCUCCUCUUCCUUCUCCAAUGUGCCUCUAACAAUUAAUUCAAAAAGGUGAAAUCAAGGUGGAUGAGGUAGGUAGGCAUGAAGACAGAAGAAUAGCUGGAUUUUAUUUUGAAGCAAUUCAGUCUAAGGCUGCAUCCUGUACACACUUGCUUGGGAAUAAGCCCCAUUGAACAAGUGGGGCUCCAGUGAUGAAGUUAUUUUAGUCCACCUUUCAACCAUGUUCUAGAUUUUAAAUAUGUACAUGUUUUUAGGAAACUAAUUUCCAAUCAUGUGUAUACAUCUUUCAUUACUGAUUAUUUUAAAUUUUUUAUCAACUGAAAUUAAGGUGUUGUCUCAAGUCUCUUUAGAUUAAAACUAUGAGGGAAAAUAAUGACAAAUCCAGGAGUUUCAGAUUAAGUGAGCAAUAGAUGAGAUUAUAAACCACAAGGAACUACCAUUAACUACAAAACUGAGUUCUUUUUUUCUACUAUAUAUUGUUUGUAAAAUUCUAAGCUGUUAUAAAAAAGGUACAGAAGGGAUCAUAUUUAUGUGGCUUUUAGUUUUGUUUUUUUAAAAUUAUGAAUGGCAAUAUAUUACACUAAAUAUGAAUGGCAAGAAUGCCUUGUAUUUUUCUACUGAAUCUCUUCAUAUAUUGGUAGUUCUGCACAGUAUCCUCUUACUGUAUGGAACAACAGGUACUCAAGGAAAGAUAUGGAUUUUGUUCAGAUUACUAGUUUGAGCUUUAAAAAAGUUUUGUUAUAGAAAAUGCACAUUCUUUACAUAACAGCUACUGUACUUUUUAAUAUAUAGACAAGACUCCAGAAAUGCAGUAUGGUAUAAGUCAAAGCAAUAAUAAAAAUUGCCGCUUUUGGUAUCAUUAAUUACUGAAUCACAAUAAAACAAUGAAUAUUUAAAAUA